GCGCCGGGGCCCGAGGGCGGCGCGGCUGGCGCAGGGCUCAGCGCCCCGGGGGCACUGCCGGGAGCCCCGGGGGGGCGUGUGCAUGGCCCCGGGCGCCGGCCCCGUCGUGCGGGCCCCCCAGACGGCGCUGGUGCACGCCCCUCUGGAAAAGAGGGGUCCAGGGGCCCCGGGCAGCUUAUGCAGGGCCCUGCGAAGCGAGCGAAGAGCCGGGGGACCUGCGAAAGGACUUUGGAAGCCCCAGCACUCGAGGAAGGGGCCCUUGGCCUGCUGAAGAAGCUGAACAGCUGUCAGAUGUCCAUCCAGCUACUCCAGACAACCAGGAUCGGAGUCGCCGUCAAUGGGGUCCGCAAGCACUGCUCAGACAAGGAGGUGGUGUCUUUGGCCAAAGUCCUCAUCAAAAACUGGAAGCGGCUGCUGGACUCCCCCGGGCCCCCCAAGGGAGAAAAAGGAGAGGAGAGAGACAAAGCAAAGAAGGAAAAAGGGCUCGACUGUUCCAACUGGAAGCCAGAGACAGGCCUUUCUCCACCAAGGAAGAAACGAGCCGAAGAGCCCAAAGACAGGAGAGAUUCUGUGGACUCCAAGUCUUCAGCCACAUCCUCUCCAAAAAGGCCAUCGAUGGAAAGAUCAAACAGCAGCAAAUCAAAAGCAGAGACCCCCAAAACACCCACCAGCCCCUCGACCCCCACCUUUGCCCCCUCCGUCUGCCUCCUGGCACCCUGCUAUCUCACAGGGGACUCUGUGCGGGACAAGUGUGUGGAGAUGCUCUCAGCAGCCUUGAAGGCCGAAGAUGAUUACAAGGACUAUGGAGUCAACUGUGACAAGAUGGCAUCGGAAAUCGAAGAUCAUAUCUACCAGGAGCUCAAGAGCACAGACAUGAAGUACCGGAACCGAGUGCGCAGCCGAAUCAGCAACCUCAAGGACCCCAGGAACCCCAGCCUGAGGAGGAAUGUGCUCAGUGGAGCCAUCUCUGCUGGGCUCAUUGCCAAGAUGACAGCAGAGGAAAUGGCCAGUGAUGAGCUGAGGGAACUGAGGAAUGCCAUGACCCAGGAAGCUAUCCGUGAGCAUCAGAUGGCCAAGACAGGCGGCACCACCACUGACCUUUUCCAGUGCAGCAAAUGCAAGAAGAAGAACUGUACCUAUAACCAGGUGCAGACACGCAGUGCUGAUGAGCCCAUGACUACCUUUGUCUUAUGCAAUGAAUGUGGCAAUCGCUGGAAGUUCUGCUGAUAGAACCGCCAGCCAGGAUUUCAAUGAACAAGGUGAGGAAGAACAAAGAGAACGCACUAAGCCAUUGUAGCUGGAGAAAAAAAUAAAAAUUAAGAUGAAGAAAAAUGCUGAACUCUGACUGGGGUC
This is a messenger RNA of Nyctereutes procyonoides (raccoon dog), 1353 nucleotides long. It is a transcript of the gene TCEA3, whose product is annotated as transcription elongation factor A3. The transcript is spliced from 11 exons. Gene Ontology annotation, cellular component: nucleus. Gene Ontology annotation, biological process: DNA-templated transcription; transcription elongation by RNA polymerase II. NCBI's taxonomy places the organism in Eukaryota, Metazoa, Chordata, Mammalia, Carnivora, Canidae. The record is from RefSeq and is a predicted model, not a curated record. Bases 178 to 1227 code for a protein of 349 amino acids. Gene Ontology annotation, molecular function: nucleic acid binding; zinc ion binding.